AUAUAUAUAUAUAUUUUUAUAUACGCACACAUACAGUUUUCUUGAUUGACAAGGGUUUUUGACAAAGGGACCGUUCAAGUUGACAAUAGGAAGCGUUUCUUAUUUUCUUCUUCUCCGUGAUGCCCAUGGCGACCACCAUCGAAACCGGCCCAUCAAGCGUCGAUCGCGCAGCUGCUCUGAAGGAGUUUGACGAGACAAAGGCCGGUGUCAAAGGCCUCGUUGACUCCGGCAUCACCUCCAUCCCCUCCAUCUUCCACCACCCCAACCUUCACAUCACCUCAACCACUUCCCAUCUCUCCAUCCCCACCAUCGACUUCUCCCUUCCCCGCCCCAUCGUCGUCGACCUCAUCCGCUCCGCCUCCAUCAACUGGGGCUUCUUCCAGCUCAUCAACCACGGCAUCCCUCUCUCCACCAUCCAAACCACCAUCUCCACCUUCCGAUCCUUCAACGAGCUCCCCACCAACGUACGAUGCAAACACUACAAGCGCGGCAUGGAAGGCGGCUUCUCCUACUCGUCCAACGUUGACCUGUAUAAAUCAGUGGCGGCGAGCUGGAGAGACACGAUCCAGAUCAUGACAGGCCCGGCUCGGCCUGAUCUGAAUUUGAUCCCGGAGGUUUGCAGGAUGGAGCUGGUGGCGUGGGACGAGCGCGCGAAGGAGGUCGCGAGGGAGUUGAUGGGGAUGAUGUGCGAGGGGCUGGGUGUUGGCGUGGGGAGGAUGGAGGAGAUGACAUGUCUGGAGGGAAGACUGAUGGCGUGCCACUACUACCCGCCGUGCCCGGAGCCUGAUCAGACGAUGGGAACGGCGGUUCACACCGAUCCUUGUGCGUUGACUUUGCUGGUCGAGGACCAGGUUGGAGGGCUCCAGGUGAAGCAGGAAGGGGAGGAUGGUGAGGAGUUUUGGGUUGAUGUCAAACCUGUGCCUGGAGCUCUUGUCAUCAAUGUUGGUGAUCUUCUCCAGAUAAUGUCCAAUGAUACAUACAAGAGUGUGGAGCAUAGAGUUAGAGCAAAUUCUGAACAAGAUGCAAGGGUCUCCAUUGCUAUCUUCUAUAACCCUGGAAAAAGAGGAGAAUUAGAUCUUUAUGGGCCUUUGCCAGAACUAAUUUCAUCGGAAAAACCAGCUGUGUACCGGAAUUUUACUAUGAGGGAGUUCAUGGGAACAUUCUUCGGCAAAGAGUUGAGAAGCAAAUCUCUGGUGGAAUGCUUCAAGUUGUAGACAUUGCUGAAUAAAACUUUAUAUGUAAAAACUCAUAGUAAUUCAUCAUGCUUAUAUCAAUUGCAGAACCUAAAAGAGUUGUCCGUCCA
Messenger RNA from Dioscorea cayenensis subsp. rotundata (Guinea yam), 1303 nucleotides. RefSeq names its product 1-aminocyclopropane-1-carboxylate oxidase homolog 3-like. The record is from RefSeq and is a predicted model, not a curated record. Lineage: Eukaryota; Viridiplantae; Streptophyta; Magnoliopsida; Dioscoreales; Dioscoreaceae. The coding region runs from base 120 to 1214 and encodes 364 amino acids. The transcript has 2 exons.